GAAGGAACAAAGCCACAAAGCCUGCGCAUGCGUGCUGCCAGAAGGUCGUUUAGACAGCAGCCCGGCCCCACCCACAGCACUGAGGAAGCUAGGCCAGUCAUCGACGCCAGAAAAUGGAUGAGUCCCCAGAACCAGCUCUAGUCGAACCCUUGGGACAUGGAAACACAACCACACCGCCAACCGUUGACCCUACUGAUGACCAAGAAGAUGAAGAGACAAACCAGGUCAACGGUGAGGCAGAGUACCCAACUGAUCACAGAGAAUAUGAUCUGUUUGACCAAAGAUCUUCUGAACAGAUUUAUGAGGAAAAGGCACUCAACCAAACUGAAAGCGAAGAGUAUGGACAGAUCGAGCACCAGGUGUCUGGCCUGACGGAUAGAAGAGCUCCUCAACACAUGGAACGAAAAUUGUCAAGACAGGCUGAGAGAAGAACUUCAGAGCAGACUGACCGCAGGACGUCCAUGUCCUCCGACCGCAGGAUGUCCUCGUCGUCUGACCGCAGGAUGUCCACACCGUCUGACCGCAGGAUGUCCGUGCCGUCUGACCGCAGGGCCUCUGAGCAGGCUGAUCGCAGGCUGUCCAGCCAGGCUGAGAGGAGGGUCUCUGAGCAGACUGACCGCAGGGUGUCCACGUCGUCUGACCGCAGGAUGUCCUCGCCGUCUGACCGCAGGAUGUCCAUGCCGUCUGACCGCAGGGCCUCUGAGCAGGCUGAUCGCAGGCUGUCCAGCCAGGCUGAGAGGAGGACUUCGGAGCAGGCUGAUCGCAGGCUGUCCAGCCAGGCUGAGAGGAGGACUUCCGAGCAGGUUGAUCGCAGAUUGUCUAGCCAGGCUGAAAGGAGGACUUCCGAGCAGGUUGAUCGCAGAUUGUCUAGCCUAGCAGAGAGAAGAGCUUCGGAACAGGCUGACACCAGCUUGUUCAUAUCAUCCGACCAAAGGGCUUCUGAACAAAUUGACAGCAGGUCAUCUGACCAGGUGGAGAGCAGAACUUUGGAGGAUUCUGAGCAUAGACUUUCUGGCCUGGCUGACCAAAGAACUCCUGAACAGACUGAUCAAAUAUUGUUCAAUAUAUUUGAGAGUACUUCUGAGCACACUGUUCAGGGAUUGUCUGAUCAAGUUGACCAUAAAACAUCUGUAAAGACUCAGCUAGCUGAACAGGCUGUUGACCAAGCUGAAAACUAUACUGAUCUUACUGUUGACAAGGCUGACUUCAGUGAACCUUACCAGGUGGACGACUUAGUGGACAAACAGGCUGAUGACCUGUCUUCCAAUGGAUCAUUUGACCAGUAUAACAGAGUAUUUUCUCAGUUCCGUGACAGCAAGGAGGAUAAAGAGGCUGAGUACAGAAUAGAGCCCUGCAAAUUUGAAGAUAGCCAAAUAAACCUCAAUUCCAAUAGUUCAGUUGCAAUGGAAACUGAAACUGAAAGUCCAACCACUGUCUCAGCCCACCACCUACUGGAUACCAGAUUCACCAGUAAUUUUGUAGCAAAAGAUCCAGACUUUUACCAAAAAUUCCCAUCCAUCUCAUCCAAAUAUGAUAACACCAGUCGAGAAAACACCCAAUCCAUAGAAAUCAAUCCUGAUGAUUUUUCAGAAUUCGAGCAAGAAAGGAGUUAUAUGGAAAAGCAAACUCAUAAGAGGAAGUUCCCUCCCAUAACAUAUGAAGAUCCUUAUGAAGUUUCACUCCAAUACAUGGAGAAACAUCACAUUCUACAAAUAUUCCAGAAGAUCACUGAAAACUUAGUUUAUGAGAAACCAGAGGACCCUCUGCAUUUUAUGCUGCGCCAGCAAUCUCAGACUGUGCCUUUUGGUGGAGAAAGCCAUUGCCUCAAAAAAGUGUUUGAUCCAUUAGAGACAGCAGACAAGCUGAACACAGUGUAUCAUCCUCAGAAGAAAGUACAGCAUUCAUAAAACUUGCAUGUUGGCAGGCUGUAAAAAUACAAGAUACAACAGAGUUAUUACUCUGUCAGAAAGUCACAAUUUGAUAAUCCAUGGCAGGUAAGGCCAGCAGGUGUACUGAAAAAGAACAGAUACCUGGUUCUCAUUCUUAACAUUCUGAAUCCAUGUGUUCUGUUUUUCAUUUCAGUGACACUACAUAAAUGCGGAACUAAGCCACCAGUGCUGUCAAACAGACUAGUCACCUCCUGAUCGGAUUUUUACCUCUAGAAUAAGUCAUUUUACACGUAAUAUCCAACCCUUGAGAGUUUAAACAAAAAUGCAAAUAGAUAAUUCUCAGAGUGCUCAUUACUAGCCUUAACAAAUUUUCCAUAAAAAGAACUAGACAAAUGACAAUACAAAAAGGCUAAAAUAGAAUAAAUCUGUUGCCAGGAGACCUUUAUUUCAAAGUCAGUUUUAUUUUAGUUUUUAGUCAGUUUUAUUUUAGCAUUUAGUCAGUGUCGGUGUUACAGUCCCAUAUGCCUUGUGUGCUACUUGGUGCUACAAAAAAAGCGAAUUUCGAGAAGAUGUAUGACCUAAGAACACCAUUAUGUUUGGAGGAAAAAUUCCAAAUGCAGUUUCUGGUGUGUGGUAACGUAAUGCUUUUGUGUGUAAAGGGCGCAUAUUUGAUCCUUGUUUUACAGCUUUUCUUCCAGCUCACACUUUAUGGCCUUAAAAAUACAUGCAGAUUAGAGAAGAAACGAAAAACCUAGCAAGCAAUUUUGAUGCUUGCUGCAAGGUGCUGUAUUUAAAGUUGGUGUGUAACUCAUGGCAAAACUCAUGCUGCUUUUGAGUCUACUACUUGAUUUUAUUCUCAUAUAAAUGAAGUAAUAUUAGCCUUCUGGCUAAAAUCACUUUACAUCUUUGGGCUGCAGU
This is a messenger RNA of Oryctolagus cuniculus (rabbit), 2807 nucleotides long. The record is from RefSeq and is a predicted model, not a curated record. Lineage: Eukaryota; Metazoa; Chordata; Mammalia; Lagomorpha; Leporidae.